This is a messenger RNA of Ahaetulla prasina, 2910 nucleotides long. It is a transcript of the gene ALDH8A1, whose product is annotated as aldehyde dehydrogenase 8 family member A1. NCBI's taxonomy places the organism in Eukaryota, Metazoa, Chordata, Lepidosauria, Squamata, Colubridae. Gene Ontology annotation, biological process: retinoic acid metabolic process. Gene Ontology annotation, molecular function: retinal dehydrogenase (NAD+) activity. The record is from RefSeq and is a predicted model, not a curated record. The coding region runs from base 757 to 2232 and encodes 491 amino acids. The transcript is spliced from 7 exons.
ACAAAUAACUUCAUAAAGUAUAAUUUUAUAUGAGUAUGAGAAUUGAAAGUAUAAUUUUAUAUGAGUAUGAGAAUUGAAGUAUGUAGUCCUUCUGCAUAAAAAAGUUCAUCGUUACGUAAAACUUUCUUCAUUUCAGUAGUGUGUGUAUGUACAUCUGAGGGAGGGAGAAAACAGGAAUAAUUAAAUAACAAACACUGGAAAUUGGAAAUCAUUUUACAUCUACUAUAAUCUAAGUAUACUUUGUCUGCCUUGAACUAGAUUACCACUGACACCUCACUUUUAUUUUUAAUUUUUUUCCACACAUCGAUAAAUUGCAUUUUCUCCUAGAAAUGCUUGGAAGGAAUUAAAAAAACAAUAACAAUCUAACCUAUUUUUUUCUGGGUACAGUAUAGUUUUACCCACUCCACAUCUUGUGUUACAGUACAAUAAACAAGCAUAUUAAAAAUGAAAUAAAUCCUCAAAAUUACUCUAGCAUUGAGGUUGAAGUGGAAUCCUCCCAGAACAUCACAAAUGAUGAAUGAUUAUAUCUGUAAUGUCAUUUUUAUGAGGCAAAUAAUACUAUACUGAUGGAUGAAAUUAUUUCCACAAUGUUUAUAGUUCUAGUUCAUUUGGCUUAGGCUGUGGACUCAUGUCAGUUUUUGAUCUAGUCAAUGAAUUAUUGCCAAAAGAGGAGGAGUUGAAGCUGGCAAAUAAAGAAGCAUGCUCUAUAAAUCACAAACUCAGUAACAGUGCUUGGACAGUGCAAACUGAGUUGCAAUGACCACCUCACAGACUCACUUGAUUUUGGAGAACUAUAUUGGUGGCCAAUUUGUGCCAUGUUCCUCAUAUCUAGAUUCUUAUGACCCAUCUAUUGGUGAAGUAUAUUGCAAAGUACCUGAUAGCGGCAGGGAAGAGGUGGAAGCUGCUGUCAAAGCGGCCCAAAAUGCUUUCCCAGGAUGGUCUGCCAAAAGUUCACAGGAAAGGUCAAAAAUAAUGAGCAAGUUAGCAGACCUUAUGGAAGAAAAUCUGGAGUCAUUUGCGCAAGCAGAAUCAAAAGAUCAAGGAAAAACCAUUUCUUUUGCCAGAACAGUGGACAUACCCCGAGCAGUAUACAAUUUUCGCUUUUUUUCAUCAUCUAUCCUUCAUAAGACAACAGAAUGUACACAGAUGGAUCACAUGGGCUGUAUGCACUAUACUGAAAGGUCACCAGUGGGGAUUGCUGGAUUAAUUAGUCCUUGGAAUUUGCCACUUUACUUACUGACCUGGAAAAUUGCCCCCGCUGUCAUGUGUGGAAAUACUGUAAUUGCCAAACCGAGCGAAAUGACAUCUGUCACAGCCUGGAUGAUGUGCAAACUUCUGAAUAAAGCAGGUUUUCCUCCGGGUGUGAUAAAUGUCGUGUUCGGAAGUGGGCCCAAAGCUGGAGAUGCUCUUGUUUCCCAUCCGGCGGUAUCUCUGAUUUCCUUCACUGGGAGCACACUCACUGGCCAGCAAAUCAUGCAAAGGUCUGCUUUGUACUGUAAGAAGCUUUCCUUGGAGCUAGGAGGCAAAAAUCCAGCUAUCAUUUUUGAGGAUGCCAACUUGGAUCAAUGUAUUCCUGCUACUGUAAAAUCCAGUUUUGCUAACCAGGGUGAAAUAUGCUUAUCUACCAGCAGAAUCUUUGUUCAGAAGAGCAUUUCUAAAGAAUUCUUGAAAAGGUUUGUGGAAGCUGUUAGAAAAUGGAAAGUUGGAAAUCCUUCAGAUCCCACAACUGAUAUGGGAGCAUUGAUAAGUAAAGAUCAUUUAGCAAAGGUGAAGAAAUAUAUCCAGCAGGCUCAGGCAGAAGGGGCCAAGAUCCUUUGUGGAGAGGGAAUAGAUUCAUUGAAUCUUCCUCCAAGAAACCAAAAAGGCUAUUUCUUGCCUCCCACAGUUAUCACAGAAAUUGAUGAUGAUUCUUGCUGCAUUCAGGAUGAGAUCUUUGGUCCUGUAGCUUGUGUAAUGGUGUUUGACACAGAAGAGGAAGUGAUUAGGAGAGCCAAUGGAGUCAAAUAUGGCCUGGCAGCCACAGUCUGGUCAAACAAUGUGGGCCGGAUUCAUCGUGUUGCUAAAAAACUCCAGUCUGGUUUGGUGUGGACCAAUUGCUGGCUGAUCAGAGAUCUGAAUUUGCCCUUUGGGGGAAUGAAAGCUUCUGGGAUAGGUAGAGAGGGAGCUAAGGAUUCAUAUGAAUUUUUCACUGAGGUAAAAACAGUUACCAUAAAAUAUACUGAUGAGAACUGAUAGGAAGUAAUUUGUGCCAUAAGUCUCUAUGUGUUGUUUUGUCUCUCUUAAUAUAUUGAGAAAACGAUGGUCAUGGCUUACACUUGUAUGUCUGCUAAGUGUACUGGAGAAAGGGGCAUAUGAAAAUAACUAUAUGAGACUUUACAGCUGGAAAAUAUGUGGCGGAGUUUGUCAUUAGCUUUGUUUUAACUUCAAAAGAGCUGAUGAGUUUUAUCUGGCUUAGCGUGCUGUUUCCACAACAACCAACUAGAUGCUGAUGGGAACUCAAGCAAGACAUCCCCCUUCAGACUUGGAUUCUUCAAUAACUGCUUUGGGAACCAUGCUCUCUUUGAAAAUAAAGCUAAAAUAUGGUGCCAUAAACAUGAUUGUUCACCAUGUUUAAAUUUUUUAAACUUUUUCAAGUUGGCAGCUACCAUUACAACUUGUGGUGAGGAAUUCCAUGGACAAGCUAUCUGCUUAAGUAUGAAGGACUUCCUUUUAGCAGUCUUAAAUUGAAUAUUCAUCGUCACUGCAUAAUUCAAACUGUAGCAUCCAGCUUCCCCACUAUCUGCCUUAUCUCGUUUAACUUGGAUAAUUUUAGUAGACCUUUCUAGAGACUAUAAAUCUAUAAUCUCAAUUUUGAGACAGUGUCUAGACUGAUCACUGUCUUGUAAAGUAUUGUGCAUUAAAAUUUAUAUA